UCUGGCUCCUCCCCUCUCCGUUCGCGCGGUGAACCCCUGGAGCUAGUCCAGGUCUGGUGUGGGGCCCUGGGAUCCUGGUCCCGGAUCAGUGGGGCCCCUCGCAGCACCCUCGCAAUUAACUCUACCUCCCCACACCCUCGAGUGACUCGUUUAGUCUCCCGAUAACCCCCGGCGACGAGUCCAGCAGCGCGCCCAUUCUUCACGCAGCGCCGGGAAGGACUUUAGAAGAGUUGGGAAUUCCACUUGCGGAUGAUCAUCACCCCCAUUGCACCGUCAAGGAAACAGGCACAGAAAGGCAAAGCGAAGCCAGCACCAAGAGGGCAAAGAUUUUUGCCUGUAUUGUUCCUUGCUGUGUCCCCAGUGCCUAGAAAAGCAUAUGACAAUGUGGCUGGAGGUGGGGGGCCUACUACGGGGGACCUGUGGCCAGUGGGGCCGGACUACUGGUCUGCCUUGUGGGGCCCUGGGGCCUGGGCCCCUCUGCUGGGGGCCAUGUGGGGGUCCUUGGACCCAAAAGCUUCACCAGGAUGGGCCUGGCAGGGGCCUGGGUGAGGAGGACAUUCGCAAGGCACGGGAGGCCCGGAUCAGGAAGACACCCCGGCCCCAGCUGAGUGACCGUUCUCGAGAACGCAAGGUGCCCACCUCCCGCGUCAGCCGCUUGGCCAACUUUGGGGGACUGGCUCUGAGCUUGGGGCUGGGAGCACUAGCUGAGGUGGCCAAGAAGUCCCUGCCCGGAGGACGUGUACAAUCAGAGGGAGGCUCCCGGCCAGGCUCCAGCCUUUUCCUUUCAGAGGCCAAUGCCGAACGGAUUGUGCAGACCUUGUGUACGGUUCGGGGGGCCGCCCUCAAGGUUGGCCAAAUGCUCAGCAUCCAGGACAACAGCUUCAUCAGCCCCCAGCUGCAGCGCAUCUUCGAGCGGGUUCGCCAGAGCGCCGACUUCAUGCCCCGCUGGCAGAUGCUGAGAGUUCUGGAAGAGGAGCUCGGCAGGGACUGGCAGGCCAAGGUGGCCUCUCUGGAGGAGGUGCCCUUUGCUGCUGCCUCAAUCGGGCAGGUGCACCAGGGCGUGCUGAGGGACGGGACAGAGGUGGCCGUGAAGAUCCAGUACCCAGGCGUCGCCCAGAGCAUCCAGAGCGACAUCCAGAACCUGCUGGCGGUGCUCAAGAUGAGCGUGGCCGUGCCAGAGGGCCUGUUUGCAGAGCAGAGCCUGCAGGCCUUGCAGCGGGAGCUGGCUUUGGAAUGUGACUACCGUCGUGAGGCGGCUUGUGCCCAGAACUUCAGGCAGCUGUUGGCAGACGACCCCUUCUUUCGGGUGCCAGCUGUUAUUCAGGAGCUGUGCACGACACGGGUGCUGGGCAUGGAGCUGGCUGGAGGGGUCCCACUGGACCAGUGCCAGGGCUUGAGCCAGGACACCCGGAACCAGAUCUGCUUCCAGCUCCUGAGGCUUUGUCUUCGGGAGCUGUUUGAGUUCCGAUUCAUGCAGACGGACCCCAACUGGGCCAACUUCCUGUAUGAUGCCUCCAGCCACCAGGUGAUCUUGCUGGACUUUGGUGCAAGCCGGGAAUUUGGGACUGAAUUCACAGACGAUUAUAUCGAGGUGGUGAUGGCUGCAGCCAACGGAGAUAGAGACCGGGUCCUGCAGAAAUCACGAGACCUCAAAUUUCUCACAGGCUUUGAGACCAAGGCAUUCUCGGAUGCCCACGUGGAGGCCGUGAUGAUCCUGGGGGAGCCCUUCGCCACCCAGGGCCCCUACGACUUCGGAGCGGGUGAUACUGCCCGCCGUGUGCAGGGCCUCAUCCCUGUGCUGCUGCAGCACCGGCUUCGCCCGCCGCCUGAAGAGACCUAUGCUCUGCACAGAAAGCUGGCGGGGGCUUUCCUGGCCUGUGCCCGCCUCCAUGCCCACAUCGCCUGCCGGGACCUCUUCCAGGACACCUACCACCGCUACUGGGCCAGUCGCCAGGCAUAGCCACUGCCCGAAGCCUCCUAACCAGAGGGAUGUCUGCUCAGACCCCUCAGAGACUCCAUCUCGGGAUUCCAGCCCCAUAGCAGGCCAUCCCCUGCUCUGAGGCCUCCUUCCCUCUCUGCUGCAGGUCUGGGGACCCACCUUGGGCUUGGGACUCGGGAACUCCAGCUUCAUACCCCCGUAUCCUGCUCUCCCCACUCCAAAGGGAGCAUCCAGGAACUCUACCCAGCCAAUAAUUUAUGUCUGCCAACAUGUGAGAGAGCCUUAGGCCCCUCCACACUGCCAUUGUGGAGAUCAGACUCACCUAGAUGGGGAGCCCCUGACCUCUGCCUCAGGUCUCCCCCAGAUGUGGCCGGUGUUUGAACCUUCGGUCCUAAUAAAAGUGGCCCUCCCCUUC
Messenger RNA from Physeter macrocephalus (sperm whale), 2354 nucleotides. It is a transcript of the gene COQ8B, whose product is annotated as coenzyme Q8B. Lineage: Eukaryota; Metazoa; Chordata; Mammalia; Artiodactyla; Physeteridae. The transcript is spliced from 17 exons. Gene Ontology annotation, biological process: ubiquinone biosynthetic process. The record is from RefSeq and is a predicted model, not a curated record. The coding region runs from base 377 to 1960 and encodes 527 amino acids.